Sinocyclocheilus anshuiensis is the source of this 1541-nucleotide messenger RNA. RefSeq names its product zinc finger and BTB domain containing 43 (gene zbtb43). The transcript is spliced from 2 exons. Gene Ontology annotation, biological process: regulation of transcription by RNA polymerase II. NCBI's taxonomy places the organism in Eukaryota, Metazoa, Chordata, Actinopteri, Cypriniformes, Cyprinidae. Gene Ontology annotation, molecular function: protein binding; RNA polymerase II cis-regulatory region sequence-specific DNA binding; DNA-binding transcription factor activity, RNA polymerase II-specific. The coding region runs from base 121 to 1368 and encodes 415 amino acids. The record is from RefSeq and is a predicted model, not a curated record.
CGUGCGUGCUGACGUAAGCUGUACGCAGCGCACUGGCACUCGGAAGAGAGGUGGCAGGUUAGCUUUCAGAAAACCGGACUAAAAUGAUGCAGAAAACGAGUGUUUAGAUUCUACGUAACCAUGGAGACUGAUGCAAACUCCUUCCAUGUGGAGUUCCCGGAUUUUUCCUGCUCGCUCCUGAAGAAGCUGAACCAGCAGCGGCAGAGAGGGCAGCUGUGCGACCUCAUCGUGUCCAUCGGCGGCCAUCAGUUUCGCGCCCACCGCGCAGUUCUGGCCGCCAGCUCUCCGUACUUCUGCGAUCAGGUGCUGCUGAAGAACAGCGCCCGCGUGGUGUUGCCAGACGUCAUGCAUCCGUGCGUUUUCGAGCAGCUCCUGUUGUCGUGCUACACGGGAGGGCUUUCGGUGCCGUCCGGAGAGGUGGUUUCCUUCUUAACCGCCGCGAGCUUCCUGCAAAUGUGGCACGUGGUGGACAAAUGCACUGAGCUUCUGGAAGUAGGGAAGAAAAACCGGAUGGACCAUGGAUCAUCUCCAAAAGGUGACAGUUAUGCCACUGAUAAUGAGGAUGCUGGUCAGACUGCAGGUCAAGGAGAUCUAGCCGAUCAAGGGCCAGGCACAUUAGAAAGCGCUGGUUGUUCGUCUCCAGAUGAUCCGAGUGAAAAUGGCUCGGAUGCAAUGGAAAACCAGUGCUCUAGACCGGCCUAUGUGCCACCGAGCAUAAUGGGACACAGAAAGAAGGUGCAUAUAAAAGCAGAAAGGCAGAAUCGAGAUGCUUGCGAUGGCCUGUUUGGCGCCGAACAUGCCAUAAACGAUCCAGACGAAAACUCUCACAAUCCAAGCACAGCAGAGGAUUGUUUGGAUGAGAAACUGGUGGAGUGCUUGGAUCGAGAUUGCACCUAUGAAGAGCCCUUGGACUUCUACGGGACCUCCAUGGGGGGCUUUUCGCAAGCCUCGGACGAGCUUUCCAACUCAAUGUCCAGGGAUAAACUUCAGCUCGAUGGAGGUGCAGAUGUUUGUAAAGACGAGACGCCAGAUGACAGCGGCCUAAAGGAGCAGACCUCGCACUCAGGCUUCGCUUCGGUGGUUUACAAGCUCUAUCCGUGCCAGUGUGGCAAAAGUUUCACGCACAAAAGCCAGAGGGAUCGGCACAUGAGCAUGCAUCUGGGUCUGAGGCCGUUCAGUUGUGCCGUUUGCGGCAAAAGCUUCAAAAUGAAGCAUCACCUGGUGGGCCACAUGAAGAUCCACACGGGCAUUAAACCCUACGAGUGCAGCCUGUGCUCCAAACGCUUCAUGUGGAGGGACAGCUUCAACCGACAUACCUCCACAUGCGCAAGGGCCCAUCAGACCCGACGGGCCUCCCAGAUCUGCUAGUGUUCACGCAGGAACCUUGUAGGAACUUUGAGAAACAUCAGCUUGGAAGCAUCCUUUACCUGAAUGCCAAACUAGCCAGAUUAUUUUAAACAAGCACCUCAAUUUUGAACAGAGGCCUUCUGUUCAGUUCAUUAGUUCAGGUGUGAACUACCGGUCAAAGGUUUGGAAUAAUU